This is a messenger RNA of Parascedosporium putredinis, 1755 nucleotides long. The record is from the annotation of a GenBank genome assembly. Lineage: Eukaryota; Fungi; Ascomycota; Sordariomycetes; Microascales; Microascaceae.
AUGGCCCCAGGCAUCCUCGCAGAUGACGGCGGUGUCUCCGUCGUCGCCCCCAAGACCUCUGUUGCGGCCGUCAAGCGUCCGCUCUUGGAAGAGAAUGAGGCGUCUCACGAUAUCGUGCUCAAGACGUUUCGUCUUCUUAUUGCCGAUCUCUGUCAACAGUACAAUGGUGGUCACCCCGGGCAUGGCCGCCAUCGGCGUCGCCCUCUGGAAGUACGUGAUGCGCUACGCCCCCACACACCCACCUUCUUCAACCGCGACCGCUUUGUCCUCUCCAACGGCCACACCUGCCUGUUCCAGUACGCCUUCCUGCACCUGACGGGCUACAAGGCCAUGACUUUCGACCAGCUCAAGUCGUACCACUCGGACCGCGUCGACGCCUUUGCCCCGGCCACCCCGAGAUCGAGCACGAGGGCAUCGAGGUCACCACGGGACCCUUGGGCCAGGGCGAGGGGUGGCGCUCGAGGCGAUUUCCUCGCCGGGCACUUUAAGCUCAACAACCUCACCAUCAUCUACGACAAUAACCAAAUCACCUGUGACGGAUCCGUCGACCUCACCAACACCGAAGACGUCAACGCCAAGAUGCGCGCCUCCGGCUGGGACGUCCUCGACAUCGAGGACGGCUGCUUCGAUAUCCACGGCCUCGUCGCCGCCCUCGACGCCGCCCGCACCACCGCCACCAAACCCACCUUUAUCAACGUCCGCACCGUCAUCGGUCUCGGCAGCAAGGCCGCGGGUACCGCCGACGCCCACGGCGCCGCCUUUGGCACCGGCGACGUCGCCGACAUGAAGCGCGCCCACGGCUUCGACCCGGAAGCCCACUUCGUCGUCGGCGACGAGGUCAGGCGCUUCUUCGACGAGAUUCCCGCGCGCGGCGAGGCGCACGUGCGCGAGUGGGAGGCCCUUGUGGGCCGCUACGAGGCCGCGCACCCGGACCUUGGCGCUAGCUUCCGCGAUAGGGUGGCCGGCAAGCUGUCUCCGAGGUGGAGGGAGCUCAUCCCCGCUCCCGGUAGCUUCCCGACUGGUGCGACUGCUACCCGCGCUGCGUCUGGUCUUGUCCUGAACCCUAUUGCCAAGGAGCUCGACAACUUUAUGGUCGGCACGGCGGAUCUGUCGCCCUCCGUGCACAUGAUUUGGCCUGGCAAGGUCGAUUUCCAACAUCCUGAUCUCAAGACUGGUUGCGGCAUCAACGGAAACUACACCGGCCGCUACAUCCACUACGGCAUCCGCGAGCACGCCAUGUGCGCCAUCGCCAACGGUCUCGCCGCCUACAACACGGGCACCAUCAUCCCCGUCACCUCUUCCUUUUUCAUGUUCUACCUCUACGCCGCCCCCGCCGUCCGCAUGGGCGCCCUCCAGCACCUCAAGCGAGGAGACGGCGGGCGCUUGACCGCCGCCCUCGCCGCCGAAGGCACCCCCACCAUCGUGUCCACCAGCCGCCACAAGGUGCCCCAGCUCGCGGGCACCAGCCGCGAAGGCGUCCUCCGGGGCGCCUACGUGCUGCGCGAGAACCCCGCCGCCACGCUCACGCUCGUCGGCGUCGGCGCCGAGCUGUCCCACGCCGUGGGCGUCGCCGAUCGUCUGCGCGAGCGCGGCGUCGAGGCCCGCGUCGUCAGUUUCCCUUCGUGGAGGCUGUUCGAGGCCCAGCCCCUCGAGUAUAGGCGCGAGGUCCUCCAGCGCCACCGCCUGCCUGCUGUCGUCAUCGAGCCGUACGCUGCGAAUGGCUGGGGCGCUACGCGGAUGCGGGCGCGUGUAUGA